This is a messenger RNA of Cyprinodon variegatus (sheepshead minnow), 1822 nucleotides long. RefSeq names its product thiosulfate sulfurtransferase-like. The transcript is spliced from 2 exons. Gene Ontology annotation, molecular function: thiosulfate-cyanide sulfurtransferase activity. The record is from RefSeq and is a predicted model, not a curated record. Gene Ontology annotation, cellular component: mitochondrion. NCBI's taxonomy places the organism in Eukaryota, Metazoa, Chordata, Actinopteri, Cyprinodontiformes, Cyprinodontidae. Gene Ontology annotation, biological process: transsulfuration. The coding region runs from base 107 to 991 and encodes 294 amino acids.
AUUAAGAAAGCAGAAAGAGGGGGUCGUGGUGAAAGGUAAAGGACGUGCACUUUAACCAAAUGCCGUUAGGUUUAAAUUAAAUAGCUUUCACAUUCAGCUGUCCUCCAUGGCAGCUCAGCUCCGCGCUGUGGUCUCCUCCCGGUGGUUAGCUAACGCUGUUAAAACCAAUCUCAUCGGCCCUAAACUUUGUGUCCUGGAUGGAUCCUACUUUCCAGUUGGCAAACGGAACCCCAGAACCGAGUUCAACCAGAAACACAUCCCGGGAGCCUCGUUUUUCGACCUGGAUGAAUGCUGCGACAAAAGGUUCCGUUCAUGGAACAUGCUGCCGACCUCCAGCGACUUCUCCCGGUAUGUGGGAGACCUCGGCAUCGGGAACGACACCCACGUUAUCGUCUACGACACCAGCGACAUGGGUUCGUUCAGCGCCCCCAGAGUGUGGUGGAUGUUCCGGGUGUUCGGGCACGGCUCGGUGUCGGUGCUGGACGGAGGGUUGAAGAACUGGCUGGCUGAGGGUCACCCGGUGACCUCCGACUGCAGCAAGCCGGAGCGGAGAGACUUCCAGGCGGAGCUCAAUCAGUCCUGGGUGAAGAGCUUUGAAGAUGUGAUGGAGAACAUCAAGACCAAGAAGGUCCAGGUGGUGGACUCCAGACCUGCUGGCAGGUUCCAGGGAACCGAACCAGAAGCCAGAGAAGGUGUUCUUCCUGGACAUUUCCCAGGGGCGAUCAGCAUACCCUUUAAAUCUUUCCUGGAUUCCUCUGGAAAGUAUCACAGCACUGAUACCUUAGCCAAACUCUUCAAGGAGGCUGGAGUGGAUGUGGAGAAACCGCUCUGGGCUUCCUGUAGUUUGGGAAUCACAGCGUGCCAUGUCAUUCUGGCUGCUCACCGGCUUGGACUCUCUGAUGUGGCUCUGUAUGAUGGAUCCUGGACAGAAUUCUUUCAAAGAGCCCCUCCAGAGUACAUCAUUUCAGAGGGGGCUGGAAAGAAGGUUUGAUGUUUUCCUGGCUUCCCCCUGGACUAUACAAACAAGCGAGCCUUUAACAGAAUGGUUUUAUUUUUUAAUCUAAUAUAGCUCUAUUUAAAUGAUGGGAUUGGAACUUUUUAAUGAAUGUUAACAGUAAAUGAAUCAUUUGUUUCUCAGUUUCAUUUAACAGUGAGGGUGAUUCUAUAUCUUUUUCUCUACAGCUAUAAAAAUAUCUUGUUUCAAUGGAUCUGAACAUUGAGUCUUACACUAAAUUACAGUAUUAUUGAAGUUAAUUUAUUUCAGUAACUUAGUUCUCUAAGUUAAAAUAUAGAUUAAUUACAGUGUUAUUUUUUCAUUACUUGAUUUCUAUAACCGAUAUUUUUGCACUUACAGCUGAAAAUGUGAAAUUUAAACUACAAUAUUAAACGGAGAAAUAAAAUCAGCAAUUCAAUACAGAAAUGUGGCAAUAAUGAAAACUAUGUUAGAACCUGCUUACUUAUUUGGAAAGCGAACUUUAAUAAAAAAAAAUGCAGGUUUUUCUAACAUCUGUUUUCAGUUGCCUAUAAUGCAGCUCUGUCAGGAGUCUUUUUCUGUGCCUUUUAUAUGAGCCUCCUAAUUCACUAUGGAGUAUUCUUUAAUUAUAUAAUAAAAAGUGUUUUAUAGCUUUUUGAUUAUAGGAUGAAAUCUAUAUUUCUAAAGGUGCUGUGUUCUGCUGGAACAAAUGUAAGCAGAUCAAAAUGAAUAGGAAUCAUGGUGGGAUGAAGAAAACCAGCAUAUAAGCUUGAUAACUACAUGGAAAUGAGAUGCAUUUUAAGGGUUCUGUUGAUAAACCACUUCAUCAAGGUUAUUGUAAUUUUAAAU